AUGCCCUUUAGAGUGGUCAAUGCGACAACUAUCUUUAUGGAUUAUAUUUACCGUAUCUUCCGAUCAUUCUUAGACAAUUUUAUGGUGAUCUUUAUUGAUGGCAUCUUGAUCUAUUCCAAGAGUCGGGAGGAACAUCUUUAUCAAGUUUUGCAAGUACUGAAGGAGCAACAACUAUAUGCCAAUCUAGGAAAAUGUGAAUUUUGUUUGGAAGAAGCGAAGUUCUUGAGACAUGUAAUUUCUAAGGAAAAGAUCAUUGUCAACUCAUCCAAGGUAGAAGCCUUGAUAGAAUGGAAACAACCACAUGCAAUCACAAAGAUUAGAAGUUUUUUGGGCUUUGUCAGAUACUGUAUGAGAUUUAUUAAGGGAUUUGCCAGAAUUGCUACUUCUAUGAAAUGCCUUAUGAAGAAGAACUAG
Cicer arietinum (chickpea) is the source of this 414-nucleotide messenger RNA. RefSeq lists its product as uncharacterized. Lineage: Eukaryota; Viridiplantae; Streptophyta; Magnoliopsida; Fabales; Fabaceae. The record is from RefSeq and is a predicted model, not a curated record.